Messenger RNA from Tripterygium wilfordii, 1331 nucleotides. RefSeq names its product (+)-neomenthol dehydrogenase-like. Gene Ontology annotation, cellular component: membrane. Bases 93 to 992 code for a protein of 299 amino acids. The transcript has 5 exons. The record is from RefSeq and is a predicted model, not a curated record. Lineage: Eukaryota; Viridiplantae; Streptophyta; Magnoliopsida; Celastrales; Celastraceae.
UGAUCAGUGCUACAUCAAAUUAAUGGUGUAUGUAUUUGCGUUUAUAUCAAUAAAAGUAAGUUUGUUUCUGUCUCAAACUCAACAUCACGUCCAUGGCGGAAACAACAAAAAGGUAUGCAGUUGUGACUGGUUCAUAUAGAGGAGUUGGAUUUGGAAUAGUUAAGUUGUUAGCUUCAGAGGGUAUCACAGUGGUUUUAACAAGCAGAGAUGAGAAGAGAGGACUUGAAAGAAUGGAGAAGCUCAAGGAGGAAGAGGACUCUACCCUCUCUCAAAACAUUGUCCUUCAUCAGCUUGAUGUUACAGACCCAGCUAGUAUUUCUUCUUUGGCUGAUUUUAUCAAAUCCAAAUUCGGAAAGCUUGAUAUCUUGGUGAACAAUGCAUGUUGUGGUGGAGUUAGGAUCGUGGGUAAUCCUAGUCCGUUUCCUAAUGAGUCACCGGAUCCUAUGUAUGUAGAUUGGAGUAAAAUAAUUGAAACAUAUGAGUUAGCUGAAGAAUGCAUUGACACCAACUAUUAUGGUGCCAAAAGAAUGGUUGAGGCACUCAUUCCCCUUCUCCAGCUAUCUGAUUCACCAAGGAUUGUUAAUGUUUCUUCCAUUGGAGGCAUGCUUCAGUAUAUGACAAACACUUGGGCUCUAGAAAUAUUCGGAGACGUUGAAAACCUUACAGAAGAAAGAGUAGAAGAUGUAUUGAGGGUGUUUCUUAAGGAUUUUGAGAACGGUCUACCAAAAAUCAAUGGCUGGCCAGUUAGACCGUCUGCAGCUAAAAUAUCCAAAACAGCUCUGAAUGCCUACACAAGAAUUUUGGCCAACAAGUAUCCAACUAAUUUCUGUAUCAAUUGUGUGUGUCCUGGACCUGUGAAGACUGAUAGGUCCUUUUAUCCAUUAAAACGAACUAUUGAAGAAGGUGCUCAAGGUCCUGUGAAGUUGGCAUUGCUGCCUAAUGGUGGUCCUUCUGGUCUCUUCUUUACGGAGAAAGGAUUGUCAACCUUUUAAGUAUGAUUUCUAGGUCAAUUACUAAGGAAGUCCCAUAUUGGGCCCCAGGCCCAAUCACAUCCCAAUAGAGGGGUCCGUCCAUACGAUCAACAUGUGUUGACCAUGUGAUCUGGAAGUAUUGUAAAUAGAGGAUGAUUCCUCCUCAUUAUCUCUAAAAUACCUGGUAUCUCUCUAAAAGUCAUUCAUUUCUCUCACUAGAAUAUUCUUUAUCGUUGACUGACUUGAUCGUCAGAGCUUCUCCGUCCAGUGCCCAAACUUCACCAUCGACCUUCUCUUUGAUCUUGCAGGAUUGUCAUAGGUCUCGAUCGAUGAAUACAAAUUGAUUACAGAUUUUAAGAU